Molecule: messenger RNA, 2411 nt
Organism: Carcharodon carcharias (great white shark)
Lineage: Eukaryota; Metazoa; Chordata; Chondrichthyes; Lamniformes; Lamnidae
Gene: khdc4
Product: KH domain containing 4, pre-mRNA splicing factor
Exons: 14
Coding region: 41-1858 (605 amino acids)
Cellular component (GO): nucleus
Molecular function (GO): RNA binding
Source: RefSeq, a predicted model, not a curated record
AGCCGCUGACGGAUUGUUCUGGAAGCGACCGAGCGGCAAAAUGGCGGCGAUGGCCACUGGACGACGCAGCAAGUGGGACCAGCCUGGCCCUGGUAUGAAUGGCACAUUACCAGGAGUGAUGUCUCCACAGGUCUCCAUGUCAACAAGCACCUUCCCGACUGGGUCAGUGCCAGCCUCUCUGCCUCCUGGGACUGCAGCCCCGUCACCCGGAGUGUCCGUGAGUGUAGGGCCCGUCGCCCCCGCCUCUGGAGCAUUAGACGCUGCAGCGGCUGUUGCAGCCAAGAUCAACGCUAUGCUGAUAGCAAAAGGGAAGCUGAAACCCAGUCAGAUUGCUCCUGAACAGGCCCCUCUUCCAGGGAAGGUGGCAGCAGCAGCAAAAAACAAGGAUGACCUGGUGGUGGCUGAAGUGGAAAUCAAUGAUGUUCCCAUCAACUGUCGAAACCUGCUGACCCGAGGGCAAACACAGGAUGAGGUUAGUCGGCUCACUGGAGCAGCUGUGUCUACACGUGGGAGAUUCAUGUCUCCAGAGGAGAAAGUACAAGCUACACCAGGAGAUCGUGCUUUGUACCUGCACAUCCAAGGACAGACACGUGAUGUUGUUGACAAGGCUGUGAACCGGAUUAAAGAGAUCAUUGCAGGUGGAGUUAUAAAGGCUGUCAGUACUUCCACCUCGCAGUUCAGUGGUCCAAUGGUUACUGUGUACCACCAGCCGGCCCCUGUUACACAUCCGACAACCACCACGGCAAAAUCACAAGCUGGGAUGCAUUAUGUGCAAGAUAAAGUCUUUGUGGGUCUGGAGCAAAUCGAUCCAGCCUUUAAUAUUAAGGAGAAAGUGGAGGGUCCAGGUGGUUCCUACCUGCAGCACAUUCAGGCCGAGACUGGUGCCAAGGUCUUCCUACGUGGAAAGGGUUCUGGCUGUCUGGAGCCUGCCUCUGGGAGAGAGGCCUUUGAGCCCAUGUACAUCUAUAUCAGUCAUCCCAAGCCAGAGGGCCUUUCAGCUGCGAGGAAACUCUGUGAGAGCUUGCUGCAGACUGUCCAUAAUGAGCAUUCUAGGUUCCUGAGUCAAAUUAAUUCUUCAGUCAUGACACCUCAAGGUUACCAACAAGUGCCUGGAGGUGCUCCCCAGCAGCAUUAUUACCCAGGCCAAGGCUACCAGGCCAGAUAUCCACUGGGUCCUGUACCACUUCAGUCCUCUCAGAGUUCAUACCCAAGACAAUGUGGCCCCGAUUCUGCUCCCUUCCCCGUCUCGGGGGCAGCACAGUCACUGGGCAUACCUGGACAGCAGAGCCCUGUGGUUGGCAGCUAUGCUCCACCGUUACCUGUGAACACGCCUGGUUAUGAGGGGAUGUCAGCUGCUCCAAGACCCUCCGCCCACCUCCCUCCACCUCAGGGGAACAAGAGACGCUUCACUGAAGAGAGUGAGGAGGAAUCGGCACUGCUGGGGUACCAGCAUGGACCCAUUCAUAUGACUAAUUUAGGUACAGGGUCCUCUCAGACCGGACGAAGUGGAACUGGUGUGAUCUUCGCUGAUCCCUGUGGCAGAGCGAAGGAGAGGGACAGGCAACUGAUGCCCCCACCACCGCGACUUCUGAACGAAGGGUUUGUACAGCCAGAAGACCACCGGGGGAUGUAUGGACCUCCAGCGAAUCUGGAUCAUCUUGGGGAGCCUUCGAUGAAGAUGAGGAGAAUGGGCGACCGGGGAUCGCGGCUUGUGUCCUACAGCGGAGACUCAUCAGAUGAAGAAGAAGAACAUUCCAGAAGGAGGCAAAGCAUGGCGCAUGGCUGGAGUGCAGAGUGCCACUACACACUACCCCCGCAGCGGGCCCAGCAACAGAUGCCCUUCUGGAUGGCGCCAUAGUCAACUGGUUCUUCAAGAGUAAGCCUGAACCAGCAGCCAACCCCCAACCCAGCUGAAGAUUAUGAUGGCCCUUGAUGUUACUGUGAACUAUUGGCAUGCAGACUGGCAAAAAGACACUUGGCUCAGUGGAACAAAACUCCUUGGCCCUGUGGUGAGGGUGCCAGAGUUCUGCUGGUGCAUGGUUAGAGUGUUAGAGCUUCAACCAUUAUGCUUCUUUUUUUGGGAGGGUGAGGUGGGGAAGUUUACCAAGAAACACUGAGUUCUCAAACUUUGAAGUUUACUUUUUUUUGUUUCCCUUGUGGUUUGUUGGAGUCUUGGGGACUGGUGUGGUAAUGUCCUCACAUUGGUGCAUGGUGAUGGUCUCUGCACACAGGAUUGCCACGUUUGUAUACUGGCUAAUGGAAUCCCUACUAACGCUCAACGAACUGGCUCUGGAAGGAACUAGAGCUGCACUGACUGAUGUUAAAGGUACAUUUCCCAUUUUACUGCCUGGGAGUCUCUAAUCAAAUCACAGACUGCGUUAUGCUGUAAGUUUCUAUAAAUGCUGGAGAGA